This is a messenger RNA of Neolamprologus brichardi, 2478 nucleotides long. Lineage: Eukaryota; Metazoa; Chordata; Actinopteri; Cichliformes; Cichlidae. The record is from RefSeq and is a predicted model, not a curated record.
ACAAGAACAAGACAAAAAUAGCAUUAAUACAAAUUUGUCCAGUGGAGGAAGAGACUGAACGUGUCGAGCAUCGAAUAUCAAGCAUGUCUGUCCUCAUCUUGGCCGCUCUGCUUUCCUCUGUGACAUGUAGCAGUGCUGACAUAAGUGCCUCAGCCUGGGGACAACAACACUGUGUCAGUGGAUACUGUGUCACUCUCAAUGAGGGAGAAGUAACAGUAGAGGCUGGGCUCUGUGUUGUGAUCCCGUGUUCUUAUAGGACUGGUGAUGGCUUUACACCUAAACAUAUAGCUUGGUAUAAAUGUGAAGUAUCUGAACCAAGAUGUGGUGAUCCUAUCAUGAUAUUUCACACCAACAACAGCAUUAAAGUUCAGUCUGGGUUUAAAGGGCGAGUGUCCUUUUUGGAGCCUGAGCUGAGCCAGAACAACUGCAGCAUCUUCAUUAAUAAGCUAAAACAAUCAGAUUCUGGAUCAUAUCACCUCAGAGUUAUUGGUGAACUGAAUGGAAAACCUGAUGGAUUUUCAUUCUCUCCAAGAGUGACUGUUUAUGUAAAAGGUUUUAAGCUGAAGCCCACAGUAAUGAUUCCCACGCUGACAGAGGGACAGCAGGCCACACUGACCUGCACUGCUCCUGGUCUCUGCUCUGGAUCUGUUCCUGAAAUCACCUGGACAUGGAGAGGAGCAGGAGGGAUUGAAUCUUACAUUACAGGAAACAGCACUGAUUACAAGACUGAGAAUCUGACUGAUGUAACACAGAGUCCUGUCUCAACUUUGACCUUUAACCCAUCAGCUAAACAUCACAACACAAACGUCACCUGUAAGGUCAGUUUUACAGGUGAAACAAUUACAGAAGAGACUUCAACCUUGAAUGUUAACUAUUACAGGAAACCUCAGAUCACUGGGAGAACGGUCGUUAAAGAGGGAGAUGUUCUGAAUCUAACCUGCUGUAUUGAAAGUUUUCCUCCAGCUCUUAUUGUUUGGAAUACCUCCAACACAAACCUUCAUACUGGAACUUACACUGAUCUGCACAAUAACACUGGAUCAGCUACACAUGUCAUCCAGAAUGUGACUGCAGAAGAUUCUGGACAGUACAUCUGUACAGCAAAACAUCUGGACACAACUCUGACCUUAUAUGUUGAUGUGACGGUGACUUAUAAAAGGAGACCACUGAUAACUGGGAAUACAACUGUUAAUGAGGGAGAGGUUCUGAAUUUGACCUGCAGUGUUGAAAGUAUCCCUCCAGCUCUUAUUGUGUGGAAGAAAGUUAGUGACAACACAAAUCUUCGGAGUGGAAUUCACACUCAUUUGCACAAUGACACUGGAUCAGCAACACUUUUCAUCCCAAAUGUGACAGCAAAAGAUUCUGGACAGUACAUCUGUGCUGCAAAACAUCUGGACACAAUUGUGACCGUAAAUGUCAGUGUGACUGUGACUUGGCUAUCAAAUAUUCAAAAUGGUUCAGGAUGUGUGCUUCAGUCACAGGUCUUGACCUGUGUGUGUAUCAUUGAAGGGUUUCCUUUACCUACCAUCCAGUGGUUGCCCCUCAAGAACAACACUGAGUACUCUGUCAUUACUGCUGUGUCAAAUGACACAGUCAACAGCACUGUCAGCCUAAAUGUAGAAAAGCAUGGCAACAUCACUCUUGAAUGUGUCAGCAACAAUGGAAAUGAAGAAGCUAAAGAAAAAUUCACAAUCCACAACAACUCUAAAAAAUAUGAGCAACCGUUAGAUUUAAGCAAGGGAUACCUAAAAGUCAUCAUUGCCUUUUUGAUUGGGACACUUCUUACAGCAGUUGUUUGCUUUUUGGCCCAAAAGUAUUACAGAAAAAAACAGAAGAGCUCUGGAAACCUUCAUGAGACUUUGGAGAUGGACAGACGUCAAGAUGAUCCACAGGUAUAUGAUGGUUCCCUAUUAGAAGAAAAUCAGACUCUCAACUUAAACCGUGGACCAAAAGAAGUGGAGUAUGCUGACACUAAUUUAUCCCUUUGAAAAUAAAUAGUGCCAGGGAAGCAUUAAGGAGGAAAGCAAUAAAUGAUGCUCACAUUAAGAAAGUAGUACAAGAAGAAGGUGGAGAUGAUGGUGGAGAAGAAGGUGAAAGUGGAGGUGGUGGUGGUGGUACUGGAGAUAAAAGACUGUUUUCCAGAAAAGGAGGACGACAUAAGGAUAAGUAUUUGUUUUAAAUGUCCAUCUGGUCAGAAAAAAGUGCUUGUGGCCAAUAUGGUUCUCAGUUUCAGAAAAAUAUUAAAUAAUCAAAUGUUCCAGUGUCAGCUUGUCUCUCAAACUAUCUGAAAUAGCAUGAUAUUUUAGAAAAUGUCAUGGUUGAUACAAAUUUUAGAUAUGUCUUUAUUAUAUUAAAAUCUCCAGUUUAAUGUUAAUCUUAAAUCUGUAUGUUGUGGAAUGAUUUUUCCUGUUUUAUUGUUGACAUGGCAAAUGCCCACCCUGAGAUUGUCUUGUCAGAAACAUUGAAAAGAUAUAAUUAAAA